GACAUAUUCAUUGAGAUGCGGGUUUUUAAGGAGCUGUGUCUGUCUGUGACGGGGUCCUGGCUGCUUUGCUGACAGGCAGCAGCUCACUCCGCGCACGGAUGAGCGGCGCAAUCAUUCGCUUGGUGGUUAAUAUGGAACAUUUGCACGCAGCGAACAGCGAAAAUCAUUCGCACUCGGGGGGAAAAGGAGGCCUGUAGCUGCGCAAAUUACCCAAACCAAAAUCGUUUCGCUGUUAUUUAUGGCUUCUGGCUCCGGAGAUGAAGAGGGAAACACAGAGGCUGUUUCAUGGAGGCUCAUAGGCCCAGCCUCGGAGCUUUCCAAGAAACGCUGCCGACUAAUGUACUCCUCUCUCGGUUACGACGCUGAUGUUUGCCUUUUCUACGCGAAGGGAGAGUUUUUUGCCAUGGAUGCCCGCUGUGCGCACUCCGGUGGUCCUCUCUGUGAGGGGGACAUUGAGGAGGCGGACGGAGUCCUGCAGGUCUUCUGCCCCUGGCAUGACUAUGACUUUGAUCUCAGAACUGGGAAGUCAGGGACAUCAUUACAGCAACAAGUGUAUGAAGUGAAGCUGGAGGAUGGCAACGUAUACGUGAAGCAUGCAAGUCAUCUCUCCUUAAAACCUUUUCCAGUGGAUAAGAAAAACUGAAUUACCUCAGCACAGCUGCUUCAUCCUUAUUUUAAGACUUUUUCCACAAACACAAGUCAUCCGAAAACAUUCCAGAGCCUUAUCUCUCUUGUUCUCAGAGCUGCUUCUGCUUUGACUGCUCUGAUCUCAGGACUGCAUUGAGAAGAUUGAGUGAAGAGGACAUGACAUCAUUAUAUUGUUUUUCUUGCUAGCAUUCUAGGUAGAGAAUCAUCACAAGCACUGAACAUGUGGAGUUGAGACCUACAGCGGAUCUUUAUGAAACACUUAGCAGCAUAUAAGCAGCAUAAAGAGGGAAAUUUGGGAAAAUAAAUUUUAUUAUUUCUUAUGGAAAUAUUACAGAAUAAAUAUGUGUUUUAAAUGUCUUUUACUUUAUUUACCUAACUUUCCCUAUAUGUUUAUGGCCUCUUGCUUUAUUCAAGUUUUAGGGCCAUGGUUCUCUUAACUGUGUGAUGCUAACCACUGGUGGUACUCACAUUACCUCUAGCGGUACACAAGAAUUUUCCGAUAUCUGCCAAUUUAUUACUUUAUCAAAUUCAAACUAUCAUAUCUCUGGUUUUUCAUGGUCCAUCAACAUUAAACAAAAACUGUGAGAGUUUCAGAUCUGAACAUCCAAGUGAAGCUGACAUCAGCUCUACAGGAAACCUUUUUUGGGGUUAUGGUGCUAUUAUGUGAUUCAGUCAUGCUGGCCUGAUCACAGAUCCUUAGAAAAAGUCUCUGCCUUUACACUCUGCCAAAUUGUAAGGUGCAUGACUCUGCGUUAAAGGCUUCUCUUUACUUGCUGUCAUAUGAAACAGAAGGAUGGAGAGUCAAUCUGAGGCUAAAGCUAGCAUAUAUUGAUCCAGGACUGUCUGUUUACAGAAGUAAGAGCAUCCUUCUCAUCAGCAUCAUUGGUAAGAGUUACUCUACUUGUUAACUAGCUGGUCAACUUUAACAUGAUUUUUAAGUAACCAGGUAUUUAUCAAAUAAAGUCUGUAUAUAUAAUGCUGUUACUUCCAAUACUCUGCACAUGCAGUACAGCACAGAUAGCAUGAUCAGGUCACGUGACAUUUUUACAGCGCC
Melanotaenia boesemani (Boeseman's rainbowfish) is the source of this 1702-nucleotide messenger RNA. RefSeq lists its product as uncharacterized. Lineage: Eukaryota; Metazoa; Chordata; Actinopteri; Atheriniformes; Melanotaeniidae. The coding region runs from base 239 to 643 and encodes 134 amino acids. The transcript is spliced from 3 exons. The record is from RefSeq and is a predicted model, not a curated record. Gene Ontology annotation, molecular function: 2 iron, 2 sulfur cluster binding.